UAUCUCCAGUUUCAAAGUCUCCAGCAACAACGCAAAUAUCUCAAAGAAUAAAAAGAUCAGAAGUAGCCCAAAGCAAUCGAGCGAGCAAGCAAGAAUUCAGAAAGGAGAAGGGGAAUUAUGAGUUACCAGAGAGUCCCUCCCGACGAACCCUACCCUCCACCAGGGUAUCCUCAAUCCGGGCCAUAUCCAUACCCACCUCCAUCAGGUGCUGUGUACCCUCCUCAGGGUUACCCUAGCUCCCAUGGUGUGUACCCUCCACCACAGGGGCCUUACCCCCCACCUCACCAGCCUCCACCACCAGGGUACCAGGGCUACUUCAAUCAGGGCCAGCAACCUUACUACCCGCCGCCACCACUGCCAUAUGACCACUGCCACCACCACUGUGGUGAUGAGGGUUCUGGAGCUGGGUUUCUCAAAGGAUGUUUGGCCGCUCUUUGCUGCUGUUGCCUGCUGGAGGAGUGCUGCUUCUAAGGAGAAGAAUUAUUUUGCUCUGUGCAGCAGUAGUAUGUGAUAAGAGGCUAUUGUUUCUAGCAUUUGUGUAAACAUCAGUAUAUUUGAUUGUUUUUUUUUCCAGAAAUCCGCAAAAUAUUUGUUACUCUCAGGAACUGAAAUAAAUAAGUUGUAUUGUUCUAGUAUGUCCUGUGUGUGCAUGUUCUAUUGUUAGUCUCAGGAACUGAAAUAAAUAAGCUGUCAUUGUUCUUUUGCUA
Messenger RNA from Oryza sativa Japonica Group (Japanese rice), 707 nucleotides. Its product is annotated as cysteine-rich and transmembrane domain-containing protein WIH2. The record is from RefSeq and is a predicted model, not a curated record. Lineage: Eukaryota; Viridiplantae; Streptophyta; Magnoliopsida; Poales; Poaceae.